Messenger RNA from Macrosteles quadrilineatus (aster leafhopper), 1096 nucleotides. RefSeq lists its product as uncharacterized. The record is from RefSeq and is a predicted model, not a curated record. The transcript has 6 exons. Bases 142 to 1062 code for a protein of 306 amino acids. NCBI's taxonomy places the organism in Eukaryota, Metazoa, Arthropoda, Insecta, Hemiptera, Cicadellidae.
UUUUUUAAUAAAUAAUCAUAUUGUUAAGUUUAGUUUAUUUUUGUGUAAUUUGUUGUGAUCUAUUAAAUUGAUUCUACUACUGUAGGCCUACUUCAGUAUUGAUCCAAGAUAAAAUUUUAUUUAACUCAAUUUUUGGGAAAGAUGUCAAUAAGAAGUUGUAUUCCAUCAGAUAGUCUGAGUAAAAGACAGAAGAACAGAAAGAUUGCUUCAAGAAUUUUGCUAAGCCGUUACCUUUUAUCUGAACGUAGUAAUGAUCUUCAAAACCCAUGCACCUCUGAAGAAACUGAUUCCACUCUAGCUCCUCCAUUAGUGAAUAAUUUUGAUGAAGACAAUGACACAUUUGAGUGUGAUCGUGAAUAUUUGCACACCAGCAGUUCUUCAAGUAAUACUAGUCAAGUAAAAACUCCCACUUGCCAUAAUUAUGUGCAAGAUAGAAUCGAAGGUAGUUCGCUCUAUGUAGCAAAGACACCGUCAACAUCUCACAAUACCUGUGGAGGAAUGGAGUGUAGGCAACAGCAACAGAUGAAGAAAAUGGAAGAACAAAUAGAGAGCAUGGAAAGAACGGUGCAGCUGAUGCUGAAGGAGAUGAAGGAGGUGAGGGAUUUAGUAUCACAGUUUGCCAAGGCUCCUCAAUCCAUGACUGCGAUCGACAAUCCAUUACAGUUGGAGUUUGGUAGAAAAUUUCCUAUUAACACACUAGAAGACUUCAUCGAGCUAGAUGAGUCAUUGAAAGAUGACGAGACAAAAAAUUUGAUGAGCGAAUUCUGUACAAGAGUCGGUGGUAGCUCUGUUGAGGACUCUGUGAGAAGGAUAUUGGUGAGAACGAUAACCAAUGAGGUUGCCAUUAGCUUCAGCUGGGAAGGAAGAAAAGGGAAGAGGCCAUUAAGCAACCUUGCAAUUAUAAAAGUUUUGCAAAAAGUUGUAGCGGCAUCGCAUCCUCACACCUUCACAAUCAAAACUUUUGAAGGAAGGGUGAAGGAAUGGUUCAGACAAGCUGGAACAAGGAUAUUCAACAAAAAUAAGCGGGAACUAUUGCAGAAUUGCAGUGAAAAAAACCUGUAAUUUAUUAUAAUAAAUGUGUAUAUUAUCAACUUUA